Messenger RNA from Zea mays, 5382 nucleotides. RefSeq names its product myosin-12. The transcript is spliced from 40 exons. Gene Ontology annotation, cellular component: myosin complex; membrane; cytoplasm. The record is from RefSeq and is a predicted model, not a curated record. Gene Ontology annotation, molecular function: ATP binding; actin filament binding; microfilament motor activity. Lineage: Eukaryota; Viridiplantae; Streptophyta; Magnoliopsida; Poales; Poaceae. Bases 442 to 5115 code for a protein of 1557 amino acids. Gene Ontology annotation, biological process: actin filament organization.
CUAGUAGCAAAAGGGAGAGGCGAACCAGCUCAGAGCCGGCGACCGCCACCCCACACCGCAUCUCCCGACUCCCGCUGCUGUAGUGCUGUGCACUAGCCAAGCCAGCUUGCAUAUUCCUUCUCCCCCACGCUUUCCCGUGCUUCCAUUCCACCACCAGGGCCGCGGAACGCCCCGCCCCGCCCGGCCCCCGCGCCUCCCCUUUCCACCUGUUCGUCGCGUGCGCAUUCGUUCGCGCAGCCAGCGAGCCAGCCACCACCGGCCCCCACCAUCGAUCGAUAUCCUCCUCCUGUCUCUCUUGCUGCUAGCUCUCGCAGUUCCGUCCGAUCGACUAUACUGAUCCAGCUCCUGCUAUGCGCGGCGGCUAGCUCCUCGACGACGAGCUGAUCAAUCCGACAAUCCGAGUCCGCCGGCGCGGAUCGUCGAUCGAUCGGCCACCAGACCAUGGGGACUCCGGUGAACAUCAUCGUCGGCUCGCACGUGUGGCUGGAGGACCCCGGCGAGGCGUGGGUCGACGGCGUCGUCACCGAGAUCAAAGGCGGCGACGCCACCAUCGCCACCACCAACGGCAAAACGGUCGUGGCGAGCCUUGGCAGCGUAUACCCCAAGGACACGGAGGCGCCGCCGGCAGGAGUGGACGACAUGACCAAGCUAGCCUACCUCCACGAGCCGGGCGUCCUGCACAACCUCUCCUGCCGGUACGGCCUCAACGAGAUAUACACGUACACCGGGAACAUCUUGAUCGCGGUGAACCCCUUCCAGAGGCUGCCGCAUCUGUACGACGUGCACAUGAUGGAGCAGUACAAGGGCGCCAGCUUCGGGGAGCUCAGCCCUCAUCUCUUCGCCAUCGCGGACGCCUGCUACAGGGCGCUCAUCAAUGACCAGGCGAGCCAAGCGAUCCUGGUGAGCGGCGAGAGUGGCGCUGGCAAGACGGAGACCACCAAGAUGCUCAUGAGGUACCUCGCAUUCAUGGGAGGACGGUCCGGCACCGAGGGACGCACCGUUGAGCAGCAGGUUCUAGAGUCUAACCCGGUACUUGAAGCAUUUGGUAACGCCAAGACAGUGAAGAACAACAACUCAAGUCGAUUCGGCAAGUUCGUGGAGAUCCAGUUCGACAAGCAUGGCAAGAUAUCCGGGGCUGCCGUUCGCACGUAUCUCCUCGAGCGAUCGCGAGUGUGUCAGGUCUCCGAUCCUGAGAGGAACUACCACUGCUUCUACAUGCUCUGCUCCGCGCCCCCCGAGGACGUGAAGAGGUUCAAGGUGGGAGACCCAAGGUCGUUCCAUUACCUGAACCAGACGAACUGCUAUGAGGUGGCCAACGUGGACGACGCGAGAGAGUACAUAGAAACUAGAAACGCUAUGGAUAUCGUUGGCAUCGAUCAAGAGGAACAGGACGCGAUCUUCAGAGUAGUAGCGGCGAUCCUCCACCUAGGAAACAUCAACUUUUCCAAAGGGCAGGAGAUCGACUCGUCCAAGCUGAGAGACGAUAAAUCGGUCCAUCACCUUAAAACAGUUGCGGAACUGCUAAUGUGUGACGAGAAGGCCCUCGAAGACUCCCUCUGCCAGCGUGUUAUUGUUACGCCUGAUGGGAACAUCACGAAGCCCCUUGAUCCAGGCUCUGCGGCGUUAAGCCGUGAUGCCUUGGCAAAGACAGUGUAUUCACGACUGUUUGACUGGAUCGUAGACAAGAUCAAUAACUCGAUUGGCCAGGAUCCAGAUGCGACCAAUAUAAUAGGCGUGCUUGAUAUCUAUGGAUUUGAGAGCUUCAAGAUCAACAGUUUCGAGCAAUUAUGCAUCAAUUUGACAAACGAGAAGCUGCAGCAGCACUUCAAUCAGCAUGUGUUUAAGAUGGAGCAAGAAGAAUACACAAGGGAGGAAAUAGACUGGAGCUAUGUUGAAUUUGUAGACAAUCAGGAUGUGCUGGACCUGAUUGAAAAGAAACCUGGAGGAAUAAUUGCACUCCUGGAUGAGGCAUGCAUGUUUCCAAAGUCUACACAUGAGACAUUUGCUCAAAAGAUGUACCAAACGUAUAAGGUCCAUAAGCGCUUCAGCAAGCCCAAGCUAGCUCGGACAGCCUUUACGAUCAACCAUUAUGCAGGGGAUGUGACGUAUCAAGCGGAUCAGUUCCUUGAUAAGAACAAAGACUAUGUGGUAGCCGAACACCAGGCCCUACUAAAUUCUUCAAGGUGCCCUUUUGUUGCAAACCUCUUCCCUCCAUUACCUGAGGAAACCUCUAAACAGUCCAAAUUCUCUUCAAUUGGUACUCGCUUUAAGCAACAACUGCAAUCCCUCAUGGAAACACUGAAUACUACAGAACCUCACUACAUCAGAUGUGUCAAGCCUAAUGCUGUACUCAAACCCGGCAUUUUCGAGAACUACAACGUCUUGAAUCAGUUGAGAUGUGGGGGUGUCCUGGAAGCAAUUCGGAUCAGCUGUGCUGGUUAUCCAACGAAGAGGACAUUUGAUGAGUUCAUUGAUCGGUUUGGAAUGCUUGCACCGGAGCUUGUCGACAGCGAUGAGAAGGCCGCCUGUGCAGCGAUAUGUGAUAGAAUGGGUUUGAAAGGAUAUCAGAUAGGGAAAACUAAGGUAUUCCUAAGAGCUGGUCAGAUGGCAGAGCUGGAUGCUCGAAGAGCAGAAAUUUUGGCUAAUGCUGCGCGACUAAUCCAAAGGCGUAUUAAGACACAUCUUAUGCGAAAGGAAUUCAUCAAAUUAAGAAAAGCCUCAGUUCAAUCUCAGAAGUUCUGGAGAGCACGACUAGCUAAAAAGAUUUUUGAGUAUAUGAGGAGAGACGCUGCUUCAAUUAGGAUACAAAAGCACGUGCGUGCGCAUUCUGCCAGAAAAGCGUACCUGCAAGUAUAUGAAUCAGCUACAGCAAUACAAACAGGAUUACGAGCAAUGGCAGCUCGCAACGAACACAGAUUCCGAAGAGAGACCAGGGCAUCCAUAAUUAUCCAGACUCGGUGGCGCCAACACAGAGCUUAUACUGCUUACAAACAGCAACAGAAAGCUUCUUUGAUUCUCCAAUGCUUGUGGAGGGCACGCAUUGCAAGAAAGGAACUUCGGAAACUGAGAAUGGAAGCAAGAGAGACCGGCGCACUGAAAGAAGCAAAAGACAAGCUAGAAAAGAGAGUAGAAGAACUCACAUGGCGGUUAGACGUCGAGAAGCGUUUGAGGGCUGACCUUGAAGAAGCAAAGAGCCAUGAAAUUGAAAAGUUGCAAUCUGCACUACAAAAAAUGCAAGAAAAUCUCGAGGAAGCCCAUGCAGCAAUAGUAAAUGAGAAAGAGGCUGCAAAGUUAGCGAUUGAACAGGCACCACCAAAGAUAGUAGAAGUGCCGGUUAUUGACAAUGCGAAACUUGAGGAGUUGACAACUCAAAAUAAAGAACUUGAGGAUGAACUAAGUACGUUUAAACAGAAGGCUGAGGAUCUUGAAAAUAAGCUUAUUGAGUUCCAAAAACAGUCUGAUGAACUGUCACAAGAGACACAAGAACAAGCAUCCAAAGUUACUGAACUUCAAGAGCUGGUCGAAAGGCUUGAAGCAAGUUUAUCCAAUAUGGAAUCUGAAAACCAAGUUCUACGACAACAGUCAUUGGUUGUUGCAUCAGCUGACGAGGAUAAAUCAAAACAGAUAGAGAGCUUGGAAAGCAAGAUCGCCACCUUGGAGUCAGAGAUAGAGUUGCUCCACAGCAAUUCUGCACUAGCUAUUCAGGCCGUGGUUACUCCUGAAAUGAAUCAGACAACAGUAAUCGAGGAAUUUGACAAGGGACACCAGCUUGAAGAAGUUAAAACGGUCAAUGAGCAAGUGGUUGUUCCUCCUGUAAAGAAUCUAAGCAAACAAAAAUCACUGACGGAUCGACAGCAAGAAAACCACGACGCCCUGAUUAAAAGUAUGGUAGAAGACAGGAGAUUUGACGACAAAAAAUCCGCUGCAGCAUGCAUUGUCUACAAAUCACUCCUACACUGGCAUUCAUUUGAAGCGGAGAAGACUAACAUAUUUGAUCGAAUCAUCCAAAUAAUUAGGUCAUCAGUUGAGGGAGCAGAAAGUUCUGGAGAGCUAGCCUAUUGGUUGUCGACAACAUCAACUCUCCUCUACUUGUUACAAAACACUCUCAAAGCUAGCAGUUCAUUAAGUAAAGGAACAAAUCGCAGCCGGACCACAACAGGCAGUCUGUUCAGUAGAAUGGUGCAGAGUGCCCGGACAUCAUCAGGCUUAGGCAUAGCUAGUGGAUACAGUGGAAUGGUGGGAAGGCCUGACACUGAUGCAUCGAUGGUAGAGGCAAAAUAUCCAGCACUUCGGUUCAAGCAACACUUGACAGCAUAUGUCGAGAAGAUAUACGGGAUAAUCAGAGAUAACCUGAAGAAGGAAAUAAGUCCGUUCUUGACAAUGUGCAUACAGGCUCCAAGAGCUAACCGUGUGAGGCCAUCACGGGGAUCACUAAAAAGCAUACACUCUAAUGCACUAGCUAGGCAAGCAUCAAGUCUGCAUUGGCAAAACAUUGUCAAGUGCCUGGAUCAUACACUGGAAACGAUGAAAAAAAACUAUGUAGCUCCGGUGAUAAUCAGGAAAACAUUUAACCAAGUAUUUGCAUACUUGAAUGUGCAACUCUUCAACAGCUUACUGCUUCGUCGGGAAUGCUGCUCUUUUAGCAAUGGGGAGUUCUUAAAGGCUGGUUUACAAGACCUGGAGCAGUGGUGCUCUAGGACAACUGAAGAGUAUGUAGGGACGUCCUGGGAUGAACUGCAACACAUUAGGCAGGCAGUCGGGUUCCUGGUUUUGCAUCAGAAAUCACACAAAAUCCUGGAGGAAAUUACGAAUGAGAUUUGCCCUGUUUUGAGCAUAACUCAAAUAUACCGCAUAGCAACGAUGUUCUGGGACGACAAGUACGGUGCACAAGGCGUAUCUCAAGAGGUCAUUGGAAGGAUGAGAACGAUGACAACGGACGACUCAGUAACUACUCCAAACAGUUCGUUCUUGCUGGACGACGACUCAAGCAUACCGAUAUCGUUGGAUGACAUAGCUCGGCUGAUGCUUCACAUCGAUCCGUCCGAUGUGGAACCGCCCCCGCUACUGAGGCAGAAUUCUCAGUUUCACUUUCUUCUGCAGCAGCACACGGACUGAUAUCUUCUACAGAUAAAGAGCAGAAUGAAUGGUACAGUUACUUGUGGAGUUACAGGGAACUGAAGAUUUUUUUUUAGGAGUGCACAGAUUGAGUUGUGAUUUUUUUUCCCUUCCUUUUUUUUAUGGUUUUGGGUGGGAAAUGGCUACAAAGAAAGGGAAAUAUAGGGUAUAUCGUGAUAUCAUUCAUUUGAUUGGUUUGAUUGUUUGGAACAGAGAGAUUUGUAAUUAUUUGAAUAUGUAUAUAAAUUAUAGAAGCAUCUGAUCACA